This is a messenger RNA of Rhopalosiphum maidis (corn leaf aphid), 366 nucleotides long. RefSeq lists its product as uncharacterized. Bases 1 to 366 code for a protein of 121 amino acids. The transcript is spliced from 3 exons. Lineage: Eukaryota; Metazoa; Arthropoda; Insecta; Hemiptera; Aphididae. The record is from RefSeq and is a predicted model, not a curated record.
AUGGCCGAUUGGCAUACACCUACACAGGUACAAAGAGCAUUAACAACCAUGUGGGCGAAACUUGAAAAGUCUACUGUACCAUUAAAGGACAUAUCAGAAGAAAAUCUAAUAAACUACUUUGGUAUCAAGAAACCAGUCGUGCAACAACUGCAGUACGAAUUGCUUUUUAAUUCGAAUAAGUCGUUCGAUCCGAAAUCAAAAACAGAUAGUUGGAGAAGCCAAAAAGAAAUACGUGACAAUAUUUACAAAGAAGAAGACCAACGUACAAUGCCUGUGGUGACAUCUCAUUUUAUUGGUCAUCGACUCAAAAACCUGGAAGGACGUUUGUUAAACAACUACAUAUGCAAGGAAGAAAAUAACGAAUAA